AAGACAGGAGAUGAUGAAACAACUAGAGGAGAAAGACACACAACUGGAUGAUAUGACCCAGGAAGUGAGAGAGAAAGAGAGACUCCUGGAGGAGAAGAACCAGAUAAUGGGACAGAGGGAGAAACUAUUAGAAGAGAAAGAAAACCAACUGGAAGAGAAAGACAAUCAACUAAAGGAAAAAGACCUUCAACUAGAGGACAGCAACCACAGACUGGGAGAGAAGGACAAACUACUGGAAGAGAGAGACAAACUACUGGAGGGAAAAGAAAAUGAACUAAAAGAGAGGAGGCAGGAAGUAGAAGAGAAAGAUAACCUACUAGAGGAGAGAGAGAAGCAGUUAAAGGCAAGAGACAAACAGGUGGAGGAUGUCAACAAUGAAAAUGCUGAACUGGCUCAACAGAUAUGUGAUGUGAAGACUGAGGUAGAGAGACUGAGAAGAGAGAUCUCAGCCCAGAUGACUGAACAUGGAGAGACGUCAGAUACAGGUUCCAUACUCCCAGUCAGGAGGAGACACAGCAAGGAUGAUCCUCCAGACAUGGGAGGAGAGACCUCAGAUACAGACCCCACACUUCCACUGAGGAGGAGACACAGCAUGGAGUUAAUUCCUCCAUCUAUGGGAGGAGAGAGCAGCAGUCCAGACUCCCCAGUGUCUCCCAGUGUGUCUGAGCUGAGACUGGUGCUGCUGGGGAGGACUGGGGCUGGGAGGAGUGCAGCAGGAAACACCAUCCUGGGCAGAGAGGAGUUUGGGGCCCAGGCCAGCCCCUCUGCAGUGACCCAGAGGAGUAAGAGGAGAGAGGGGGACGUGUGUGGGAGACGGCUGGUGCUGGUGGACACUCCAGACUGGUUCUGUCCUGGACUCUCUCUGGAGGAGAUGAGACAGGAUGAGGGGCUCUGUGUCCGUCUGUCUGCCCCGGGACCCCACGCCUUCCUCCUGGUCAUACCAGUGGAGCCCUCUAAGGGGGAGGAGAGAGGGGUGCUGGAGAGAAUAGAGGAGGUGUUUGGGGAGAGUUGUUGGGAACACACUGUGAUUCUAUUCACCCAUGAGGAUGGCCUGAAAGAGCAGAGCAUUGAGGAGUUUCUCCAAGCAGGAAGUCAGGACCUCCAGCAGCUUGUAGAGAAAAGUGGGAGCAGGUACCACGUCCUCAACAUUAAGGACAGGGCCCAUGGCACUCAGGUAUCAGAGCUGCUGGAUCAGGUAGAGGAGAUGGUGGCAGGAAACAGAGAGAGCUUCUACAGCAGUCAGACCUACCAGGAGGCAGAGGACCAGGUUAGAGAGAUAGAGGGAAAUAUCCAGAGAGAGAGAGUAGAGAGGAAACAGAGGGAGGAGAGAGACUUGAGAGAGAGGCUUCAGAAGGAGUUCCAGGACUCUCUGAUAAAGAUAGAGGGAGUGAUCCAGGAACAUGAGGGAGAUAUCAGAACACUCAGUGAAAGAACCAGUGAACUGGAGAGACAGGUGAAAGAAGAGAGGGAUGAGGAGAAGAAAAGACAGCUGGAGAGGGAGCUGAAGAGGGAGUCUGAUAGGAGGGAGGAGAUGGAGAGAAAGAUGGAGAUAUUUAGAGAUAAGACAGAGAAUGAGAGGAGGGAGAUGGAGGAGAGACACAGACAGGAGAUAGAGAUGAUGGAGAACUAUGAAGGAGAGGCCAGAGUUGAAGCAGAGAGAAACCUGAUGAAGAUAGUCCUACCUGAGUUACAGAGGAACAUCAUGAUCUCACAGACAAAGAUGCAGAGGGAGUUCAGCAGACAGAUGGAGGAGAAGAAUAGACAGAUGAAGGAGAAGAAUAGACAGAUCGAGGAGAAGAAUAGACAGAUGAACGAGAAGGAUAAACAUAUGGAGGAGAAGAAUAGACAUAUGGAGGAGAAGGAUAGACAUAUGGAGGAGAAGGAUGGAGAAAUGGAGAGACUGAGACAGAAUUUGAAAGAAGUCAGGGAAGCUCACUCAGUGUUGCAGAAGAGAAUGGAACGAGAGGGGAAAGGUCAGAGGGCACUGAUAGGGUUGUUGGGCUGGGUCAGGAGAAACUCAUCAAGUUGGCUUCUCCACAAUCUGACAUGAUUCACCAUCACCGUCUAUGUGUAGAACCAGACCAGGUCUACUGUCCACUGUACCGUGGUGAGUGACCAUGGAUCAUGGUGAUCAUGGGGAAAACAGGUCAGAAUAAUGUCUGGUCCAGUCUACAGUGUCUAGAGAAGGAGGGGAGGGAGGUCUGUAAAUAUCUUGAUGAGACUUAGA
Messenger RNA from Salvelinus namaycush (lake trout), 2227 nucleotides. RefSeq names its product trichohyalin-like. Gene Ontology annotation, molecular function: GTP binding. The record is from RefSeq and is a predicted model, not a curated record. NCBI's taxonomy places the organism in Eukaryota, Metazoa, Chordata, Actinopteri, Salmoniformes, Salmonidae. The coding region runs from base 11 to 2050 and encodes 679 amino acids. The transcript has 5 exons.